Maniola jurtina (meadow brown) is the source of this 1045-nucleotide messenger RNA. RefSeq names its product calcium channel flower (gene fwe). The coding region runs from base 65 to 643 and encodes 192 amino acids. Gene Ontology annotation, cellular component: membrane. Lineage: Eukaryota; Metazoa; Arthropoda; Insecta; Lepidoptera; Nymphalidae. Gene Ontology annotation, biological process: vesicle-mediated transport. The transcript is spliced from 5 exons. The record is from RefSeq and is a predicted model, not a curated record.
UUCUUGUGUCUUUGACCAAGUUUGACAGUUGACAAGGAGAGGAGAGUGAAUUGAUUUUUCGAAAAUGUCGCUAACAGACAAGAUAACGAUGCUAAUGGCGCGGCCAGGGGGCGAAAAUGCCCAAAAAGACGACAUCCCCUGGUGGAUGCGCUACGCUGGUCGAGGGCUGGGGACAGUUGGCAGUUUCAUUGCCAUCAUCCUCGGCCUCCUCAACUGCACGGGCAUUAUCUUCCUGAAUGUCAGCUGCUUAAUAGCUGGCAUCUGGCAAAUGCUGGCCGGCUUCCUGGUCAUAGUCUGCGAAGCACCGUGUUGCUGCUUCUUCAUAGACUAUGUGCAAGUACUCUCUGAUAAGGUGGAGUCCCGCCCUUAUUGGAACAAGGCUGCGCUUUAUAUGGGCUUGGCGCUGCCUCCGUUCUUCCUGUGCUUCUUCGCGCUGAGCACGUGGUUCGGCAGCGGCCUCAUCUUCGCCACCGGCAUCGUCUACGGCAUGAUGGCGCUAGGCAAGAAAGCGUCGAUAGAUGACAUGAGGACGUCGGCGGCCAACCUCGAGGCGGGACAAGGACAGCCCACCACCGCGCCGCGCGCCAACCUCGUCACCAACGAACAGCCUUUCAGCUUCACCGGACCUCCCACCACCAAGUGAUAGUGACCUCCAUUACGCUCUGCGGUUAGUCUGCUUGGAGACCUACUUAUAUUGGUUCAUCUUUGUAUAUAAGUUUUUUUUGGAGACACAUAUUGGUUAAUUUCACCAACCAUUUAGCAGCCUUUCAGGUUCCCAGUGAUGAUGACCUCCAUUUCAUUCUGGGGUUAGUCUACUUGGAGACCUAUUUAAUAUAUUGGUUCAUUUUUGAAAGUGACAAACUUAUUUUAGCGUUUCAACUAUCGUGAGUAUUUAUAAAUAUAUGUAUAAGCUGGUUGAAACUCACUUUUUUCUACAUAGAAAAACUACAGUCAGCAAUCAUAGAUCUUUGUUAAAAAGUCUAGCCAAUCAACACUUAGCGUUUGAACUAUCAUGGAAAAAAUAUGUUGCAUGGAUAUUGAAAAA